This is a messenger RNA of Rubroshorea leprosula, 1102 nucleotides long. The record is from the annotation of a GenBank genome assembly. Lineage: Eukaryota; Viridiplantae; Streptophyta; Magnoliopsida; Malvales; Dipterocarpaceae.
AUUGACUUAAAAAAUGGGAUCCUUAGACCCCCACGACUAUUAAUAAAGCACUGCUCUUUCCUCUGCUUCCUUGUGCUUCUGAGAUCGCUAGAAAUUUUCCAUUUACUGAUUUACCAAGCCAAGCAUUGGAGCAAGCGAGGAAGACCGCUUUUUCCAUCAUCCAAGUCCAUCUCCGGCCCCCUUCCCUUCUUCCUAAAGCCCCGCUCCAGCCUGCUCCUUUAUCUGUCUUCUAGUCGGCUCCCCAUUCAUCUUCUGUCUCCCACGGAUAGGUGCCUUUCGGGAACGUCUCUCUCCGCUACUCCCUUUUUGAAUGAAUAAGGGGUAGGGCUUUAUUCACUUAGUCAUCUCUGCCUACGACUUUUCUUCUUUCUUGACCCGGCUCGCCUAGCUGGCCCUAUCUUGCACGUUCCACUAACCGCUAUCACAAACUUUAGGAGAAUUCUGACUCUUUGUCAAGUGAGAGUCAGAAUUCUGUAUCUUCUUUUAUAGAUUCUCGAACACCGGCUAGGGCCUUUCUAGCAUCGGUUACCGAUCCAUCCAAGCCAAUAGUUUCCCUAGGAGGGCUUUUUCUAUGGAUACGCUUUAUACGGUUCCUGCCUGCCUGAAUCUCUGUGAAGUAUACGUGGCGUCAAGCCACGUUCCACGGAUUCAAUUAGGAAUUCUCCAUUUGAAGAUUCAAGAGCCCCUUUUGCUUAAUAAAUUGUUGAACCUAGGUAUUCUGAACCUGUCUAUUCAACUGUUGAUUCAACUUCAACUGCCGUCGAGCCAAAUACCUCAAUAUCAGGGUCUUAAAUAUUCGAAAAUUAUUCCAAUUCAGCUUAUUCCAUUUAGGAAACUAGGUAUUCAAGUUCACCCACCUUUGAAGCAGCUAGACCUGUGGAUUCAAGUUGACCCGCCUACCCGGCCGGGUUGUUUGAUUGAGUCGAGGUUGGCGAUCGCCUUCGUUUGGUUUCAUUGCCUAGCCCUCUUCGUGGUGUGCCUAGCUCUUCGGAAGCAGGUUGGAAAGGCCUAGCGAUUCCGCAUUUAAUGGAAUUAUCAACGUUUCUAGCUAAGAUUUUGAAAAAGAACCGUACCUUGCCCUAAAGAAAGAUAAAUAGUCCCU